Closterium sp. NIES-65 is the source of this 3849-nucleotide messenger RNA. NCBI's taxonomy places the organism in Eukaryota, Viridiplantae, Streptophyta, Zygnematophyceae, Desmidiales, Closteriaceae. The record is from the annotation of a GenBank genome assembly.
AUGUCUGCGCGUGGCGACGAGCAGGAACAUGGUGAGCUUGAAGGGCGUGGUGGUGGAAAGCGCAACAACGCGAAGGCGGCGGCGGCGGCCAAGGGCAGUCCCUCGGGGAGGCUCUCGGAGGACGUGGCUGGUGGCGAUGAGCAUGAACAUGGCGAGCUUGAAGGGCGUAGUGGUGGAAAGCGAAACAACGCGAAGGCGGCGGCGGCAAAGGGCAGUCCCUCGGGGAGGCUCUCGCAGGAGGUGGCUGGUGGCGACGAGCAGGAACAUGGCGAGCUUGAAGGGCGUGGUGGUGGAAAGCGCAACAACGAGAAGGCAGCGGCGGCGGCCAAGGGCAGUCCCUCGGGGAGGCUCUUGCUGGAUGUGGCUGGUGGCGACGAGCAGGCGCUGCCCAGACCCGUUAUAGAAGGGCUAGCAGAGCAGCGAGGUGGUGGCGGUAUCGAUCAGGAUGAGGACAAGCUUGCAGCAGUCACGGCUGGGAAAGAGCAUGGACGUGAAGCUGUGAUUCCGUACAAACGACGCAAUGCUGUGGACUCGGCCGGUCGCGACCGAAAUGCGAGACAAGCUCGACAAGGGACGAAACAGUAUGUUUCGAGCUCGUCGGGUUCGGAGGAGGGAUCCAGUGACAGUGAGUCAGGCAGCUCAUCAGGGAGUGAGGAAGUAUACGAGGACGAGGAGGAGGAGGAAGAGGAAGAGGAGGAUGAGGAAUUGGAGCCGGAGAGCGAGGAUGAGGAGGAGGCUCGGCCUUUGAAGAGGAGGGGUGUGCGGAAGACCAAGAAGGGCAAUGGAAAGCGAAAAUCGGAGACAGGACGGGUGAAGAACUAUAAGCAGAGUGUGCGUCGUGCCAAACCACAUGGCAAGCGCCAGAGACCUCGAUUCGAAGCUAAAAUUGUGGGUGUGCGUAGCAAGGAGAAGCGGGAGUUGGAUUUUUACGAGUCCAUGGGGCUACGAUGUCCAUCAAGCCCUCAUGAUCGGAAAGCAACCGACACGUAUGCUGCGUUACGCGAGCAGAUGGAUUCGUCUGGGAAGGGAGAUCCGAUCGCUUGGGGGUCAGCGCGGUUUGGCACGGAAGCGACGGACCCGCAUGCAAAGCUUUCGGGGGGUCACGCGGUUCAGGUGAAAAUGGAGGGAGCAAUGAAGCGGCACGAACCCUCGGCCGCCGCAGCAGCCAAUGACGGUGUGGGAGGAGGUGUGUGGGCGAAUUCCUUGGGUGAAUGUGGCGGCGGUGUGGAAGGCUCCAUGUGGGAUGUACGGGAUAGCAGGGGAGAAGGAGGAUACUUGAAAAUGGAUCCGGCGACUAAGGAGGGGAGGGGCGAGAGCAUGGGCACACCUGGCGCAUCCAGUCGGCCAAAUGUGGCUGGAAAGACGGUGGAGCAGCUCAUGCGGGAGCUUGCCCAGCGGGAUCGCGAAAUUGCGGCACUCAAGGCAAGGCCAGGAGCCAAAGGACCUGUCGACCCCUGCACCCCUCCGUCUAGGCCUCCUCGUAUUGCGUCUCUGUCGAGCGGCCCAUCUGCAGUGGGCCUCGAUCCAGGCGUGGCGCCAGAAAGCCCAUCGACGGUAGACGUACCAGUCCGUCGAACGCGUGGGAUGCCCAAGCCCAAGCUGCUGAAGAGCCCCUGUUCAUGGCGCUGCUUGUCUGGUAUGGGUGGCAUGCGGCGCAGAGAUAGCAGCAGCCAUCUCUGUCAUCCCUACGCGCCCAAUCCCUUCUUUCCGCUUGCUCCUCCCCCCCCCUCUCUAUCCCACCACUCUCCCUCCUCUUCCAGAGCCCCUCUAAACGGUGCUGCUGGUCUGGUGUGGGUGGCAUGCGGCGCAGAGAUAGCGGCAGCACUCUCUGUCAUCCCCACAGCCCCUCUAAACGGUGCUGCUGGUCUGGUGUGGGUGGCAUGCGGCGAAGAGAUUGCAGCAGCACUCUCUGUCAUCCCCACGUGCCCAAUCCCUUCUUUCCGCUUGCUCCUCCCCCCCCCCUCUCUAUCCCACCUCUCUCCCUCCUCUUCCAGAGCCCCUCUAAACGGUGCUGCUGGUCUGGUGUGGGUGGCAUGCGGCGCAGAGAUAGCAGCAGCACUCUCUGUCAUCCCCACAGCCCCUCUAAACGGUGCUGCUGGUCUGGUGUGGGUGGCAUGCGGCGAAGAGAUUGCAGCAGCACUCUCUGUCAUCCCCACGUGCCCAAUCCCUUCUUUCCGCUUGCUCCUCCCCCCCCCUUCUCUAUCCCACCCCUCUCCCUCCUCUUCCAGAGCCCCUCUAAACGGUGCUGCUGGUCUGGUGUGGGUGGCAUGCGGCGCAGAGAUUGCAGCAGCACUCUCUGUCAUCCCCACAGCCCCUCUAAACGGUGCUGCUGGUCUGCUGUGGGUGGCAUGCAGCGCAGAGAUAGCAGCAGCACUCUCUGUCAAACCCACGUGCCCAAUCCCUUCUUUCCGCUUGCUCCUCCCCCCCCCCUCUCUAUCCCACCACUCUCCCUCCUCUUCCAGAGCCCCUCUAAACGGUGCUGCUGGUCUGGUGUGGGUGGCAUGCGGCGCAGAGAUAGCGGCAGCACUCUCUGUCAUCCCCACAGCCCCUCUAAACGGUGCUGCUGGUCUGGUGUGGGUGGCAUGCGGCGAAGAGAUUGCAGCAGCACUCUCUGUCAUCCCCACGUGCCCAAUCCCUUCUUUCCGCUUGCUCCUCCCCCCCCCCUCUCUAUCCCACCUCUCUCCCUCCUCUUCCAGAGCCCCUCUAAACGGUGCUGCUGGUCUGGUGUGGGUGGCAUGCGGCGCAGAGAUAGCAGCAGCACUCUCUGUCAUCCCCACAGCCCCUCUAAACGGUGCUGCUGGUCUGGUGUGGGUGGCAUGCGGUGAAGAGAUUGCAGCAGCACUCUCUGUCAUCCCCACGUGCCCAAUCCCUUCUUUCCGCUUGCUCCUCCCCCCCCCCUCUCUAUCCCACCCCUCUCCCUCCUCUUCCAGAGCCCCUCUAAACGGUGCUGCUGGUCUGGUGUGGGUGGCAUGCGGCGCAGAGAUUGCAGCAGCACUCUCUGUCAUCCCCACAGCCCCUCUAAACGGUGCUGCUGGUCUGCUGUGGGUGGCAUGCAGCGCAGAGAUAGCAGCAGCACUCUCUGUCAAACCCACGUGCCCAAUCCCUUCUUUCCGCUUGCUCCUCCCCCCCCCCUCUCUAUCCCUCCCCUCUCCCUCCUCUUCCAGAGCCCCUCUAAACGGUGCUGCUGGUCUGGUGUGGGUGGCAUGCGGCGCAGAGAUAGCGGCAGCACUCUCUGUCAUCCCCACGAACCCUAAACCCUUCUUUCCGCUUGCUCCCUCCCCCCCCCUUCCCCUCUCCAUCCCACCCCUCUCCCUCCUCUUCCAGAGCCCCUCUAAACGAGCCCCUCUAAACGGUGCUGCUGGUCUGGUGUGGGUGGCAUGCGGCGCAGAGAUAGCAGCAGCACUCUCUGUCAUCCCCACAGCCCCUCUAAACGGUGCUUCUGGUCGCGUGUGUGGCAUGCGGCGCCAGCGUGUAGCGGGCCGGGCUGCAGCGGGGGUUGUGACUCUUACACGUACCCCCGAUGCAUCCCCACUUUGGCAUGCGACUACAUACCUGCUCUCCUCGCCCAUGCUUGUAGCGCAUGUGCAAACACAUCCGCAUGACAGCCAUCCGUUGGUUCUUCUCCCACACUCCCCUUCUCCCGCCCCCCGUUUAACUCCCGCCCUCCUCUUCUCUCCCGCCACCCCCUUCUCUCCCGCCCUCCCUUCCUCUACCGCCCUCCCCUUCUCUCCCGCCCUCCCCUUCUCUCCUGCCCUCCCCCUAUCUCCCGCCCACCCCUACUCUCCCGCCCUCUCGCCAUUCAUUCCCCCCCGCCCUCGAUGUUCAUCCAUACCCUUUGGACAACCCUAA